This is a messenger RNA of Aspergillus uvarum CBS 121591, 2568 nucleotides long. Its product is annotated as Zn(II)2Cys6 transcription factor. NCBI's taxonomy places the organism in Eukaryota, Fungi, Ascomycota, Eurotiomycetes, Eurotiales, Aspergillaceae. Gene Ontology annotation, molecular function: transcription cis-regulatory region binding; zinc ion binding; DNA-binding transcription factor activity, RNA polymerase II-specific. Gene Ontology annotation, cellular component: nucleus. Gene Ontology annotation, biological process: positive regulation of transcription by RNA polymerase II. The coding region runs from base 349 to 2457 and encodes 702 amino acids. The record is from RefSeq and is a predicted model, not a curated record. The transcript has 5 exons.
GAGACGCUGUGGGCUGCAUUUCAUUUGAUAUUAGUGUUCUCCACACGGUUUCCGAGCCUCACAUCAGCGGCCGAUGCACAUGCAUCCAACUUCCAGGACCCGGUCAUUUGUGAAUCUUCUCUUUACAGCACACUGUCGCCGGUUGCCCCGUCCCUCCCUCCGAGCUACCGCUGCCACAUGUGAAUCUGGUGCGCGGAUUAGGAAUAGCCUUCACGGCGGCCGUCGAUAUUGUCACCAUGCAGAGUCAUCGUCUCUGGGGCUGAAUUUGGGGCUUGUAGAUGAUCGCAUCGGGACACACUGAACUACCUCCAGCCUAGUACGGGCAUCAUUCGAUCAAGCCGGCCUGCUAUGGCCUCUACAGUCGACAAUCACGUCUUGCCGACACUGGAUCUCGACAUCGUGCUGGACCUGACGGAUCCUGGGACUGUUGCGGAUAUUCCCGACCUGGAGUUGGAUGACCAGAACCCCUUCUUAGCGGCCGAAGUCACCACGCAAGGGACUACUCCGACCCCUUCCGACGAGGGCGGGGUCUCGACCCCGAACAGCGCUUCGGUGAACACACCACGCACAACGGCUAGCCGCGGCCGACGGAAGGGCAAGGUUGCGACGAAGCCGCGGCGAGUCCGGACUGGCUGUCUGACCUGUCGAGAACGGCAUCUGAAGUGCGACGAGGCCUUGCAUCAAUGUCAGAACUGCCGCAAGUCGGGCAGAAUCUGCAGGCGUGGCAUCCGCUUGAAUUUUAUCGAUACCCAGACCGCGACACCGCCGCACUGCGUGGUCCGUCUACAGGGGAAAGGGAUUACUUUUCGCGAUGAGUCUCGGAUCAUCGCGUCGGAAUACGUGGGCGGAUUUGAGAGGUACCCUCCGCUUGUCGCUGAGGAUGCAGAGCCUCAUGGCAUGGCGGGGUCGUUGAACUCGCACACGCCCGCCACGGCGAAGGAUGGCUAUCUGCAAGGGUUCGGGAAUGCUCAGUCCGACAAUAUUGGCGCGUCACUCAGCGGUCUUGCUCAUUCGGCCUCGUUGUUUCCAGACCCAAGUACCUCGUAUGCCCCCUUUCGGUCGACACGGCAUGGCCAUAUCAACUCGACCAACCAUACGUGUCUCAACAACCCAGAGGAGGUCUUUCUGCUGCAAGUGUUUGUGGAAGAGGUUGGGCUAUGGAUGGACGCCAUGGAUGCGGUAAAGCAUUUUACCCAGGUAUUACCAUUUCAUGCGUUAGAGGAGCCGAUGCUCUUCAAGGCUAUUUUGGCCUGUGGUGCGCGACAUCUGUACCAUGUGAAUUCAUCUUACGGAGAGCAGAAGGCCGCACUCUUUCAUGACGAAGCUUCCCAGUAUCUUCUACGGUCCCUGCAGGACCCGGAUCGCGACUCAGCUUUGUGUGCUACAACCGCCAUCCUUCUGAAUAUCUACGAGCUGAUGUCGGGUCGACCGAUCCAGGGCAUGAGCCAUAUCGCCGGAGCUCGAGCCUUGAUCAAGGAAUGCAAUUGGGAUGCGAAGACCCCUGGACUCGGGGGCGCGUGUUUCUGGUUGAACGUUAGCAUGGAGCUGAUCAGCUGUCUGCACUUCAACUGGGCGCUCUCUUGGAACCCGGAUUCCUGGGGUGUUGAUUUGGAGUUUGACCAGGCCCAGCCGAGUGUGGCAGGCAACGAAGAAGCCUGGACCCACAAGAUGGUCUUCAUUUGUGCCAAGGUCGCGAACUUCCGGUCAUCAAUGGGCCAGGAUCAGGGUGUGGACGAGUCACUCAGUGACGCACGGGUGAGCCAGCGAUACCAGGAGUGGUGUAUGUAUAACGAAUGGUGCGAUCAAUGGGUUCGGGCUGUGCCACGGUCUAUGAUGCCGGUCGGCUAUCUUCAUUCCUGGCAGACGAACUCCAAGUCCGUCUUUCCGGAGAUAUGGCUCAUCAAACGCUCUACAAUCGUGGCUCAACUGCUAUACCACACCACUCGCAUUUUGCUGACGAAAACGAACCCCCUCGAGUCCGAGUUCAGCGCGGAAAUGCAGACCGUUCAGCAGGGCCAUGCGCGAGACAUCUGCGGGAUUGUCGCCCACUCGAAGGAUCGGGGCGUAGCGAGUCUAUCCAUCCGAUUUCUAGCCAUCGCCGCCGGAUGUCUCGUGACGCGCGAGGCGCAGCACGAGGUCUUCGAGAUUCUGGAUAAUAUCAUCAAGGAGACGGGGUGGCGGACGGAGAACGUCAAGAACGAGCUGCAGGCGGCGUGGGGCUGGAGCAGCCACCACGGCCCACCCAUGGCGACGUCGGAGGAGAUCGUGGCCAUGUUUGGGGACGGCAGCGAUCAUCAGGCCCUGCGGCCGAGCCACCUUCCGGCGCCGGAGUCGAAGAUCGUGGGGGCGGUCAACCCGCUGAUGGCGUCGGCGGAUUUCUCGAUGGAGAAUCAUCCGUACCAGGAUCAUUAUGUUGCACCGCAUCGCGCGCUGGGGGGGUUUUCGUUUGGGUUGUAGAUUAGGGUGGUUAGGCGUUUGGUAGGGGUUUGGCCGUGAUAUCCAGCGAGGGUGGACUUUCGGUGCUUUAGAGUGUACAGUAACUUGCCGUAUUCUAGGCUUUGGUUAAAU